Molecule: messenger RNA, 438 nt
Organism: Knipowitschia caucasica
Lineage: Eukaryota; Metazoa; Chordata; Actinopteri; Gobiiformes; Gobiidae
Source: the annotation of a GenBank genome assembly
AUGGCGAGAACCAGAGUGGAAUAUGAAUCUCCUCAUGGUGGGACGGGAAUCACACCCCAAGACCCUGCAUCCACCUCUGGGCUCUCCAAACUCCAGUGGAAAAUGGGCACAUGUCAGGUCAGUCUUUAUGAAGUGCGAGGUGGGGAGGCGUCCAGAGACCUGUGGAAAGACUUUUGCUCCCAGUCUCACAGUGUGGUGUUUGUGGUGAAAUGCUCAGAUAAGAAGAGGAUCCCAGGAGCGCGGUGUGUGUUGACAGCUCUGGACCUAUCCUCAGAUCUCAGGAGGAAACCGCCGCGGGUCCUGGCCAACAAACAGGACGAAGAGGACGAUCUGUACGGAGGAAAGGGUCACUCGAAGUCUGACGCUGCAGAAGCUGCAGAAGCAGAAGAAGAGUCCCAGAGAGAGAGCCACUGUCAGGUCCAACCAUGUGGACGUUAA